This is a messenger RNA of Symbiodinium sp. CCMP2456, 1095 nucleotides long. NCBI's taxonomy places the organism in Eukaryota, Dinophyceae, Suessiales, Symbiodiniaceae. The record is from the annotation of a GenBank genome assembly.
AUGGAAUUCUUGGAGAUGGAAUGGGAAAGAAAGCGGCACCGGGAGAUGGAGGAGCGGCUCAGACAGUUUUGCGAGUGGCGGGAGUGGCAUGAGGACCGGAACGGACAAUGGCGACAGUGGCAGGAUGAGAUGUUGUGGGGCAAGAACAAGGACAAGGCCAUAGCAAAGGGCAAGCGCAUGGGCAAGGAAAAGAGCAAAACCAAGGGCAAGAGCUAUGAACAAGAUGAAACCUAUGAGGCUUGGUUCCGCCGCUGCGAAGAAGAGGAAGAAGCCUCACUUUUGGAAGAUGGGGCCGAAGACACGGGCAGGGGGCAGGGUAAACGCAGCAGCAAGAGCUGGUUCCGCCGGCUCGAAAAACCCCAACUCUUCGAAGCUGGGGUGAAGGGCAAGCGCAAGGGCAAAGGCAAUGGCAGUAGCUAUGAAUAUGACAAAACGCAUGAAGCUUGGUUCCGCCGCUGCGAGGCAGAGGAAGAAGCCCUGGUUUUCGAAGCUGAGGUCACGGUCACAGGUCAGGGCAAAAGCAAAGGGAAAGGCAAGAGAUAUGAGGAACAAAAUGUAGCCUACGAAGCUUGCUGGCGCCGCUGUGAAGAAGCACGACUCUUCGAAGCUGGGGUGAAGAGCUAUGGAGAAGAUGAUGGAGAAGAUGACGAAACCUAUGAGGCUUGGUUCCGCCGCUGCGAAGAAGAGGAAGAAGCCUCACUUUUCGGACAUGGGGCCAAAGACAAGGGCAGGGUCACAGGUCAGGGCAAAGGCAAAGGCAAAGGCAAAGGCAAAGGAGGCAAAGGCAGCUGGCGCCGCUGCCAAGAAGCACGACUCUUCGAAGCUGGGGUGAAGAGCUAUGGAGAAGAUGAUGGAGAUGAUGAUGAAACCUAUGAGGCUUGGUUCCGCCGCCGCGAAGAAGAGGAAGAAGCCUCACUUUUCGGACAUGGGGCCACGGUCAAGCGUAAGGAUCAGGGCAAAGGCAAAGGCAAAGGCAAGAGCUAUGAAGAAGAUGACGAAACAUGCGAAGCCUGGUUCGGCCACUGCGAAGAAGCCCGACUCUUCGAAGCUGGGGUCAAAAGCCAGCGCAAGGGCAGGGGCUAUGGAAGAAGAUGA